Molecule: messenger RNA, 594 nt
Organism: Gigantopelta aegis
Lineage: Eukaryota; Metazoa; Mollusca; Gastropoda; Neomphalida; Peltospiridae
Exons: 1
Coding region: 1-594 (197 amino acids)
Source: RefSeq, a predicted model, not a curated record
AUGAUUUUUCAGACAAAACUGGUAUGCGUUUUGGGUAUUGUUAUAACAGUCUGUCUACUUACUGUGCAGUCUAACACUGACUCUUUAAUUAAGGAAUUAUACAAGAAGACCUCAGAUCUGCAAGAGAAGAAAGAUACCCAAUACAAACCUCUAGAGCAUUGGAGGAAGGAAAAGGGAGGCUAUGGCAGCGAGGUAAAGGUCAACACACAUGGACCACCAGAACUAGCUUUUAUCCGCGACAUGCCGGGCGUGUAUGACAAUAAUAUGUUCGUGACGUCAUGGAUCACUAUAGUUCUGAUGGAAGCCUAUCUGUAUGGAGACUGUCCAAAACCGUCAUCAGAGCAGAUUGUUCUAGCUCUGGAUUCCAUCAGCAGUUACCAUGACAAGAACCGUCACUACAAUUCGUCCAUCAUGAAUUUCUGGCCACAAAGGUACAACGCGACGGUUGACUUCUGGCAGAGCUCUCCCGAGAAUCUCUACCACGUACUGGAUACAAUCCACCGUCUGCCAGUAAAGGAUCUAGAGAAACUUCUCGACUGGUUGGGCCUUAAAGAUGCGGAAAAGAUAGUAGAUGAACUCUAUAAAAUGGCGUAA